AAAGUUUUCAGAAGGGCUGUGAUAAUAAUACCCUUUCUUCUAAUAAUUCUUUAAAUUGUUACUAUAUGCCAGAAGAAGGAGCCAACAGGCAUGGAGAAUCAACUGACCAAAACAGAAACUCAAAUGAUGAUUUGUUUAUGGAUUGGACACCAAUUGAUGAAAAAAUUGUCUUAUCAAAUAUUGAGAAAGUUCGGACCAGUAUGCUACCAAAUAUCUUACCACAAACUGAAUUCCAAAAAGAGGUACAAAACAUUUCAUCUGAGUUGAUGCGAAAUGACGGUGUCCUUAAAACUGUUUUUAUUGUUAUUGAUACGAAUAUUUUCUUGUCGCACUUGGAAGUUAUAAAAGAAAUAAUGGAAAUAAAAAUUAAUGGUGUAGAAGUUCCCAUAAUGUUUUUACCUUGGAUUGUAAUUCAAGAAUUAGACUAUAUAAAGGAUGGAAAAAAUGCCCAUGAAUUUUUACGAAAAAGAGCGCAAAUUGCUAUUAAAUUCAUAAAUGCCUGCCUUCAAUCUGAUAAGAAGAUCCUUCAAGGACAAAAUAUGUCAGAUGUAAUGCAGAAUAUGACUCCAAACACAUGUGCUGAUGAUGCAAUUUUAAACUGUUGCCUACAAAUUUUGAGGCGCAAAAACCGAGUUAUACUUCUUUCCAAUGACGUAAAUCUUCGUAACAAAGCAUUAUUAAAUAAUAUUCCUGCUUAUGGCCACGAUGAAAUUGUAGCGAUUUUGGAUCCAUUUCGUAAACCAGCUAAUGAAAAAGUUUGUAAAAUUGAAGAGAUUAAAACGAGCUUGAGCCAUUUAAUUAGUAUGAUCAUUGUGAAGGAAAUAAAGGAAUCGUAUGGAAGCAUAUGGAAUAGGAUGGGGGGUAUGUCAAAACCCCCUUGGUCAUUGGAAGGCUGUUUAGAAAGACUAUUAAAUUAUUGGACAUCUGUAUUUAAUUUUUCCUUACAGAAGAACGCCAAGGAGCAUUUUCUCGAGUUUAAAAACUUUCUUAAAAAAGAAAGCAUUACAACGACAGAUAAAGAAACUUUUAUUAAUUAUUGCCUUUCCCUUUGUACUUAUUUACGAAAUGGAUAUUCCAACUAUGGUGAAAGUAUUGACGAUUGCGUUAAAAAUAUCAAAAAUAUUCAAAAAAGCUUGUAGCAUUCAGUAAUUUUUAUGGUGUAUUCAUAAAAUAA
Agrilus planipennis (emerald ash borer) is the source of this 1174-nucleotide messenger RNA. Its product is annotated as transcriptional protein SWT1. Gene Ontology annotation, cellular component: nucleus. The transcript has 6 exons. Lineage: Eukaryota; Metazoa; Arthropoda; Insecta; Coleoptera; Buprestidae. Bases 66 to 1139 code for a protein of 357 amino acids. The record is from RefSeq and is a predicted model, not a curated record.